AUGGAUAGGAAGAAUGGGCACUCGUCCGUGAACCCUGUCCAGUAUGCGCCCCACAAGUACUCUGCAGACGAGAGAGCGGGCUCCUCCGAGACGGCAAGCAUCUCGACUUCAAGCGAGAGCGAUCUCUCCGACUUCUUCGACUUCCCUGCCUACUACGGGGGCGACGGGGAGACAGAUGUAACCACACCCUCCGAUGCGCCCUCACCGGUUACCAAUACGCCGGAACUGAGACCGGCCGGGUACACCCCCACGAGGGUUGUUGACCAUGAUGGGGAUACCCCCAUGUCCGACGCCCCCUUGGACCAUGAGGAAGUACAACUUCCUCUCAUCUGGCCAAAUAUCCCUGGUCCCCACCCCCGCCGGGACAGCAGCAUCUUGCUGGAAGGGUCUUUGUCACCCCCAUCGUCACCAUCCUCCAGUGCCGCGUCUCCGCCAACGUCUCCCACAGUGCUAUCACCAGCCGCAGACAUGCGGCUGGACGUACGGCCACUGGCCGUAGUACCCCAGCACAAGACGAGGAUUCUCAAGGACAGGCGGAAAACAAGCAACGUGAGGAAAAUCGGAUCUUGCUACUAUUGCAAGAUGAGCAAACAAGGGUGUGGGGAAGGCGAAGUUUGCGCGGGAUGCAGCAAACGACCAUGCCCCGACCGCGCGUGUAUCCGGACAUCGCUGUCGAAACUCACCCCCACUCGGUUCUUCCGGUGGAAUUGGAACAACUCAAACCCCAUGCAAUGCCGUGAUGUCUUCACUGGCGGCGGCAUGCAGAAUCUCUUCAUUUCCUGUUCGGAGAGCAUUGAAAGUCGAUGUGUGAGGCUCGAGGCCGUCGCGCCGCCGAACCCGACCGACUUCGAAAUGAAAGGUCAGCGACCGAGGUGGGAGAUUGCCAUCCAACAAUGGGUAGAGCAACAGAUUCGGGCCGACAAGCGGACCGAUUUCGAGGCCGAGAUGGAUAAAUUGCUCCUUGAACUUGACUGCCGCCGUCGUGCGGGUGGGCGGGAUAACAAAGGCCAACUGCUCGAGCCAUUGCUGUCCAAGAUUUUCAGCAUGCGGUGCAUGUGGCGGAUCUGGAGCUGCGAGAGACUGGUUUUCCGCGAACGGCCCGGAUCACCGCCCCUGCCAUUCGACGACCGCUUUGAGUUGAUUCAAGACUCCCUCCGGGUGCGUACCGGCCGAAGAAUUUCGGAACUCGAACGGGAAAUCAUCAGCGAGCUUGAGGUGUAUAUUGCCCAGAAAGAACCAAAGGAGGUAUCCCCAGGGCCGAAACCGACGCGCGGUGCUGCUCCCGUCAUCAAAUGGGUCUUGUUGUGGCAUAUGAUGCUACUCUAUCGCCAAUCCAUACACUGGCUGCUGGAGCAGCAACAGACCAAAGCUACAACGACAGAAACACUAGCGGACCCUGAUGACAGUGGGAGACAUACCUUCCGGGAGAACACACAGCGGCUGUUUGAGGCGAUUGUCGUGAUCUACUCGGCCGUCUUCCAGAAGGCAACGACCGUGGCUAGAACCAAGGACGCGAGCCCUCAGGUAUUCGAGGAGGACCGGGAGCUAUAUGCGAUAUACCAAAGGGCCUGGCGGGCGCUCCCUGAGUUUUACCGACGAGUGGCUCGCCAGGUUUCCCCUGCCGACAACCUCUUUACCGCUUUCAUCGUCACAAAAGAAUCGGAAAUUUUGGCGGCCCGUCCAGCCCGGAAGUGA
This is a messenger RNA of Dichotomopilus funicola, 1695 nucleotides long. RefSeq lists its product as uncharacterized. The transcript has 5 exons. The record is from RefSeq and is a predicted model, not a curated record. The coding region runs from base 1 to 1695 and encodes 564 amino acids. NCBI's taxonomy places the organism in Eukaryota, Fungi, Ascomycota, Sordariomycetes, Sordariales, Chaetomiaceae.